This is a messenger RNA of Brassica oleracea var. oleracea, 659 nucleotides long. Its product is annotated as cysteine-rich and transmembrane domain-containing protein A. The record is from RefSeq and is a predicted model, not a curated record. NCBI's taxonomy places the organism in Eukaryota, Viridiplantae, Streptophyta, Magnoliopsida, Brassicales, Brassicaceae. The coding region runs from base 168 to 434 and encodes 88 amino acids. The transcript is spliced from 3 exons. Gene Ontology annotation, cellular component: plasma membrane.
AAAAAGGAAAAAGGAAAGAAAAUAAAAAAAAAGUAACUGCAAGUACGCGUUUUACUUAAAAACACAGACAGUAUCUUCGCUCCUUUUAAUAUCCAUCUCUAUCGCGCUCCUCCUUUUUAACUUCUCGAUCUACUAGGGUUCGCACUCUCCUCUACGUCUUCCUCACAAUGAGUCAGUACAAUCAACCUCCCGUCGGCGUUCCUCCUCCUCAAGGUUAUCCGCCGGAGGGAUACCCGAAGGAUGCGUAUCCACCGCAGGGGUAUCCUCCUCAGGGAUAUCCGCCGCAGGGGUAUCCUCAGCAGGGGUAUCCUCCUCCUUACGCGCCGCAGUAUCCUCCGCCGCAGCAUCAGCAGCAGCAACAGGGAAGCCCUGGGUUUCUAGAAGGAUGUCUUGCAGCUCUCUGCUGUUGCUGUCUCUUGGAUGCUUGCUUCUGAUUCAGAGCUGCUGAUUUGAUUGCAAGAGAGUGUUUUUGGCAACCUUAAUUAAGUAAUGAUGAAUUGCUGGAUACAUUCUCUUGUCUAUUCUCUUUCCGUUCUAUGUUCUCUAGAUUCAUAAACAACUAUUAUUCUCUGUCUUGGUUUGGAUUUGCGACUUGAAUGGGAAUGUAAAUUUGCGUGGAGACGCUACUCCUUUGCCUCAGUCUAUUGCUUUCGCUCUAA